GGGGGGGGCGAUUUUAUUUAGGUCAUAAAUUUAUUUUAAUAUUUUUUUAAGUGGGAAGAGUACUGCAAAUGAUUACUGGUGUACUGCUGGAAUUAUACUUGCCAAUACAGCAGACCAGGCAGCACAGGGCAUACAACAUCUCAGACUACAGAUAAGGAAUAAUUGGGCUGUUGGUACUUACAGAAAACAUCUAGUCUACAUUGAAGAGUUUGGCGAUCCUUCUGAAAUCCUUGGAAAUCCUGGUUUGAACACACACUACGACGCUAAUACAGUUUAUAUCCUUGAGCUCGAUAAUACCAUCCAGGUUUAUAGGUUCAACCCUUUCCCAAACCCAGAGCUGGUUCACUUGACCAAGGCUAGACUCGAAUAUAACACAAUGCCAUUGAGCAGUAUUCUUUUUCCAGAUUUAUUCAGGAAUAUGUACGGGAAUCCUAUACACACAGUGAGCAUGGAUUGGUCUAUAUUCAUACAAAUCAGGAAAACAUCUGCUGGGUUUGAGUUUGCUGACAGUAUGGGAGAAAGGUUUAUAAAUAUAAUAAGUAAGAAAAUAAACUGCAGUUUUACAGCUAGCAGACCUUCAGACGGACUCUGGGGGUCAUUCGUAAACGGGUCUUUUACAGGUGUAGUUGGUGAAGUAGAGCGGGGACAAGCAGAUCUUACAUUUGAUCUCAGCAUAACUUAUCAAAGGAACGAAGUGGUCGACUUUCCAGAUUCUAUCAGAGGAGAUCCUCUGACAUUUGCAAUAUCUACCCCACUUCCUCUACCUCAGUCACUCAGCGUAGUCAGACCGUUUCCGAAUCCAGUUUUGUGGAUUUUUAUCAUCAUUGCUUGUGCUGCGACAGGAGUUUGCUUGUAUAUACUACAGAGAGUGUCUUCAAAAACACAUCAAGGAAUGUCAAAAUCUGAUUUAGCCAUUGGAACUAAUCUUCUUCUUUCCUUCAG
Eurytemora carolleeae is the source of this 942-nucleotide messenger RNA. RefSeq lists its product as uncharacterized. The annotation marks the transcript as partial. Gene Ontology annotation, molecular function: glutamate-gated receptor activity. The record is from RefSeq and is a predicted model, not a curated record. The transcript has 11 exons. NCBI's taxonomy places the organism in Eukaryota, Metazoa, Arthropoda, Copepoda, Calanoida, Temoridae. Gene Ontology annotation, cellular component: membrane.